Guillardia theta CCMP2712 is the source of this 1716-nucleotide messenger RNA. RefSeq lists its product as hypothetical. Gene Ontology annotation, cellular component: U2AF complex; nuclear speck; U2-type prespliceosome. Gene Ontology annotation, molecular function: pre-mRNA 3'-splice site binding; poly-pyrimidine tract binding. The record is from RefSeq and is a predicted model, not a curated record. The coding region runs from base 1 to 1716 and encodes 571 amino acids. The transcript is spliced from 27 exons. NCBI's taxonomy places the organism in Eukaryota, Cryptophyceae, Pyrenomonadales, Geminigeraceae.
AUGUGGACUGGCAUGUCUGCAGACUCUGAUGAGGAGUAUUUCAAUGAAAACGAAGGGAGUGAGAAGGUGGUUGGAGUUUCUAUGAAGUUGUGGAUGGCUGAGAGCGACUCUCGCAAGGCGAACGGCGAUGCUAAGGGAUCGGAGGGCGAUCGGAGCAGGCACAGAGACAGGAGUUCUGAUAGUGCUGGUGCUGGUGCUGGUGCCAGUGCUGGUGAUUGCGCUAUUGCUCCUUCUCUCUCUCCUGCUUGUUUGUCUCAUGAUCUGCUGCUCGGGCAAUCUCUGCAGUCAGCAAACCAGCUGAGGACACAGAUGGAGGCCCACAAGAAGGCGAGCAGGAUUCAAGUUUCGAACCUCCCGGAUGGAAUUUCUGACAGGAAGGUUAGGGAAUUUAUGAAUGGAGCGAUGAAAUCAUCAGGUAACGAAGACAUCGAUGAUUGGGAUUGUGGUGAUGGAGAUCAUGGUCUUGCUGAGGAAGACUGUGUGACGGAUGUUUACGUGAACAGCAACUCAAGGUUUGCUUUCGUGCAGCUGCGAUCUCCAGAAGAAGCAACAAGCUGUAUCAUCAACCUGGACGGCCUGCUUAUGAACGGACAAGAGCUGAAGAUUGCAAGGCCUCAAGACUUCACAUUCGCUGCCAACUUGGCGGGGAUCGGAAUGGCAGGAACUGGGGAGCUGUCUCAGACUCAGCUCUUUCUUCAGCAGCAUCAGCUCGAACAAAUCUUUCAGCUCCAGAGGCUGGCGGCUGGAGAUAACGGUGAGGAUGAGGAUGAGGAUGAGGAUGAGGAUGAGGAUGAGGAUGAGGAUGAGGAUGAGGACGAGGACGAGGAUGAGGAGAGAGAGAGAAAACCGAAAGUCUCACAAGAGGAAGGGAUGAAAAUAACGAUGAGAGCUCGUCGAGUCAAGUUUACCAACAUCCCCAACGAUGAUGAGAUGCAUGCCGGUUUCAUGUCGUUCCUCAAUGCUCUCUUUGAGGCGUCCAAGCUCAACAUCAAGAACGGUCCUGCUAUCAUCAACGCAGAAAUCUUACCCGACAAAACUUCUGCUAUUGUAGAGUUCCGAACUGUCAAAGAGGCUCUCAGUGCUACCCAGAACCUCAUUGGCAUCCAAUACGGAGACAACCACCUCAAGGUGUCGUUUGCGGAAGGUUACAAACCUCUGAGCGACGAGGAGACGUGGAAAGUGAUGGGAACUGGAUACCUCGGUACGGUGAUGCUCAUGACGGAGGAGCUAUUGAUGAGAAACGAGGAAGAGGAAGAGGAAGAGGAAGAGGAAGAGGAAGAGGAAGAGGAAGAGGAAGAGGAGUUUACUGUAGCUAUGUCUGAUGAUGGUGGUGAUGAUGACGAUGAUGACGAUGACGAUGACGAUGACGAUGACGACGAUGACGAUGACGAUGCCGGGAUCAACAUCGACAUGAUCCGAUCAUCUCAGAGCCAGAUGGUGAAGAAGAAGGCAAACUCAGAACCUGUCGAGUCUGAAGCGACAACUGUUCUUGUGCUCGAGAAAGUUUUCUCGGAGAAAGAACUCAAUGACGAUGCGGAAUGCAAGGACAUCCUAGAAGACACCAAACUGAAGUGCAUGGAAGAUUUUGGAGAGAUCGCGUUCAAGGCCGCUCAAGGGCUGCACGGAGUGAAGUUUGACGGUCGUCCCGUCAUCGCAAGUUUUGCCGAUGAAAAAACUUUCGAAGAGUUAUCAAAGCGAGUCACUAUGAAGAUCUAG